UCCACCAAAUUAGGACACUAUAUAAACCCCCAUCCUUCAGUUCCAACUCAACCAUCACAAAUUUCCCGUUUUUCCUCCACACUUAGACUCCUCAAAUUCAUAAAUGGCGCUUCGGCGUAUAUUAGCGAAACGUCUAAUUAACACCCUAAAAAUAGAUCCACUUCCAUCGGUUAAAGUUCUAGAACAUUCUAGAGAAAUUAAUCAUGCAGCUAGACUGCCUGAAUUUUUAUCUAUUCCGGUAGGUGAAAAAUUAAGAGAGAAAUUAAGGUCUAUGAACAAUAUUACCGGUGAAAGGAUUCGAUUUCAAGGCUUAGCUCCACCAGCUCCGGCGCCGGCGUUGACGGCGGAGAUGACGGUGAAUGAUGCGAAGAAGAUAUUGAAGAUAUCACAGUUGGAGAAAGUGAAAUCGAGACUUAGAGAGAUACCGAUGAACUCGAUUACGUAUGAUAAAUUUGUUGAGAUUUGUGGUGAGUUUUGUUUCAGUAGAGAACAGAGUUUGGAGUUUGCGAAAAUGUUGGAUGAAUCUGGGAGCGUCAUCGUUUUGGGUGACGUCGUUUUCCUACGUCCACAUCAGGUGGCAAAAUCAAUGGACAAAUUAAUUUCAGAAUCCAUAGCAACGCCAAACGACCCAAGAAGAAGAGAGCUAGAACAUAUGGAAAAGCAAAAAUCCCUAAUUGAUCAAAAAGCCCAAUCACUAGUUAAAGGCGAACUUUACUGUGGGCUGGGCUUUCUAGUCCUUCAAACACUAGGCUUUAUGAGGCUAACAUUUUGGGAAUUGACUUGGGAUGUGAUGGAGCCCAUUUGCUUCUUCGUAACCUCACUUCACUUUGCCCUUGCCUAUGGAUUCUUCCUAAGAACAUCAAUAGAGCCCACUUUUGAAGGGUUUUUCCAAAGACGUUUCAAAGUGAAGCAAAAGAAGCUCAUGAAGGUUCACAAUUUCGAUCUCGAAAAGUAUAAUAAACUACGAGAAGCAUUUUAUAACCAAUCAUGUCAUGGAUUCUCGUCGACUUCUUCGAUCAUGCAACAAGUGUAGUUUUUGGUACUUUGCAUGGUUAAGUGUGUAUAUGGAUGGUUUUCAUCAAAACAAGGGAGAGAGUAUAGGUAGGAAUAUAACGAUGAUGAUGAAAAUUUCGGAACGCUCGAUGUAAAAUGUGUUUGUUUUUCCUUCGAGUAUGGAAUGAGAAAUCUUUAGAAUUUAGAUAUCAAACUUGAUAUUAAUACUAGUAUUUGCAAAUCAUGUUUGAAAUAUAUGGGCGCAAAAUAGAUCAAUUAACUUGAUUUCUAUCACUU
Lycium barbarum (goji berry) is the source of this 1290-nucleotide messenger RNA. Its product is annotated as calcium uniporter protein 4, mitochondrial. The coding region runs from base 104 to 1033 and encodes 309 amino acids. NCBI's taxonomy places the organism in Eukaryota, Viridiplantae, Streptophyta, Magnoliopsida, Solanales, Solanaceae. Gene Ontology annotation, molecular function: uniporter activity; calcium channel activity. The transcript is spliced from 2 exons. The record is from RefSeq and is a predicted model, not a curated record. Gene Ontology annotation, cellular component: uniplex complex; mitochondrial inner membrane. Gene Ontology annotation, biological process: mitochondrial calcium ion homeostasis; calcium import into the mitochondrion.